AUGGGUCUUGCCGACUACCUAGCCCAGAACUACCUAUCCGCCGACAAAACAUCCAAAGGCAAGAAGCGCAAGAGAAAGAAUGCCGAAGACGCCGGCCUGGUCAUCGCGGACGACGAUGUGAGCGGCUUGAGCAAAUCACGGAACGGCGACGACGACGACGAUAUUCCCAUGAUCAUACCAGGAGACGCAAAUAUCAGCAAACGAACAACGACUUGGAAGACGUUCGGCAAAGCUGCUCCCUCAAACAACGAACAAGCUGCAGCCGAUGCCAUUCUGGCAGAUGCCGCCGCCGAGACACAAGCGCGCAAUGCCGAAGACGAAGACGCACCUGCUGUCGUAGGAGAAGACGAAGAAAUGGACUACUCGGGACCCACCAUGGCGUCAGGCGCAAUGGCGGGAUUGCAGACGGCGGAACAAGUUACAAAGGCCUUGAAGAGAAAGGAGCGUGAGGAGAAAAAGGCCAUGCAAGAGAUGGGCAUGGAUCCUACUGGAAAAGCACAAGAGACGAUAUACCGUGAUGCGUCGGGUCGCAUCAUCAAUGUCGCCAUGAAACGCGCCGAGCUACGACGCCAGGCCGAUGAGGAAGAGAGAAAGAAGGUUGAGGAGGCCGAGAGCAGACGGGGUGAUGUACAGAAGAGGGAGAAGGAGGCACGCAUGCGAGAACUGGAGGAGGCAAAGACCAUGUCACUCAGUCGCUACGCGGAUGACCGUCAGCUUAAUGACGAGCAGAAGGAGCAAGAACGAUGGAACGACCCAGCAUUGGCUUUCUUGAGCAAAGGCACGACAAAAGGUACCAAGGGUACCAGAGGAAGAAAGAAGACAUACGCAGGCGCCUUCGAACCCAAUCGCUAUGGCAUCAGGCCCGGGUACCGAUGGGACGGUGUGGAUCGUAGUAUUGGCUUCGAAAAGAGAUGGUUCGAGGCGCGCAACCAACAGCAAAACAUCAAGGACUUGCAGUAUGCAUGGCAGAUGGACGAAUAG
Messenger RNA from Aureobasidium vineae, 981 nucleotides. The record is from the annotation of a GenBank genome assembly. NCBI's taxonomy places the organism in Eukaryota, Fungi, Ascomycota, Dothideomycetes, Dothideales, Saccotheciaceae.